This is a messenger RNA of Dipodomys ordii (Ord's kangaroo rat), 3102 nucleotides long. It is a transcript of the gene Slc25a13, whose product is annotated as solute carrier family 25 (aspartate/glutamate carrier), member 13. The record is from RefSeq and is a predicted model, not a curated record. Gene Ontology annotation, biological process: L-glutamate transmembrane transport; aspartate transmembrane transport; malate-aspartate shuttle. Gene Ontology annotation, molecular function: L-glutamate transmembrane transporter activity; calcium ion binding; L-aspartate transmembrane transporter activity. The transcript has 18 exons. Lineage: Eukaryota; Metazoa; Chordata; Mammalia; Rodentia; Heteromyidae. Bases 37 to 2100 code for a protein of 687 amino acids.
UUCUGGUUUAUUAAAUAAAAAGUUGGGAGAGAGGAGAUGAUCCUGGGCAUACCUUACUUGAUAGCUAGAUAUACAUGUCUGUUCAUGGUGGCUUUAACCAAGAGAGCAGAGCCAUCUGAACUUAGAACAAUAUUUUUGAAGUAUGCAAGCAUUGAAAGAAAUGGUGAAUUUUUUAUGUCUCCCAAUGACUUCGUCACACGAUAUUUGAAUAUUUUUGGAGAAAGCCAGCCUAAUCCAAAGACUGUGGAACUUUUAAGUGGUGUGGUGGAUCAGACCAAGGAUGGAUUAAUAUCCUUUCAAGAAUUUGUUGCAUUUGAAUCUGUCCUGUGUGCCCCGGAUGCUUUAUUUAUGGUGGCCUUUCAGCUGUUUGACAAAGCUGGCAAAGGAGAAGUUACUUUUGAGGAUGUUAAGCAAGUGUUUGGACAGACUACAAUUCAUCAACAUAUUCCAUUUAACUGGGAUUCUGAAUUUGUACAACUACAUUUUGGAAAGGAAAGAAAAAGACACUUGACUUAUGCAGAAUUCACUCAGUUUUUGCUGGAAAUACAGUUGGAGCAUGCAAAGCAAGCCUUUGUGCAGCGGGACAGUGCCAAGACUGGAAAAGUCACAGCCAUUGACUUCCGAGACAUCAUGGUCACCAUCCGCCCCCAUGUCUUGACACCUUUUGUAGAAGAAUGUCUAGUGGCUGAGUUUGCUCUGGCAGCUCAGAAAUUUGGUCAGGUUACACCCAUGGAAGUUGACAUCUUGUUUCAGUUAGCAGAUUUAUAUGAGCCAAGGGGACGUAUGACCUUAGCAGACAUUGAGCGGAUCGCUCCUCUGGAAGAAGGCACUCUGCCCUUCAACUUGGCUGAGGCCCAGAGGCAGAAAGCCUCAAGCGAUUCAGAUCGGCCAGUUCUCCUACAAAUUGCAGAAUCUGCCUACAGGUUUGGUCUGGGUUCUGUUGCUGGAGCUGUUGGAGCUACUGCUGUGUAUCCUAUUGAUCUUGUAAAAACUCGAAUGCAGAACCAACGAUCAACUGGCUCUUUUGUGGGGGAGCUCAUGUAUAAAAACAGCUUUGACUGUUUUAAGAAGGUGCUCCGUUAUGAAGGCUUCUUUGGACUGUAUAGAGGUUUGCUGCCACAGUUAUUGGGAGUCGCCCCAGAGAAGGCCAUAAAACUUACAGUGAAUGAUUUUGUGAGGGAUAAAUUUAUGCACAAAGAUGGUUCUGUCCCAGUGACAGCAGAAAUUCUUGCUGGAGGCUGCGCUGGAGGCUCCCAAGUGAUCUUCACGAAUCCUUUAGAAAUUGUCAAGAUCCGUUUGCAAGUAGCUGGAGAAAUCACCACGGGUCCCCGGGUCAGUGCUUUGUCUGUUGUGCGAGACCUGGGCUUUUUUGGCAUCUACAAGGCUUCUGCAGUCUGUAACAGGAUGCAGAAGCUUGCCAUUUUGACAGGAUGCCAAGCAGCCUUUCAACAGGCUGUCUGGUCCUCAGAUACUAUGGUAGUGACUGUUACCAAAAUGUCUAGGUGGAUACAAUGGCCUGUGGAAGUAGCUGGUAUCCUGAUCUCGUAUCUGAGUGAGCAGAGCUGCCAGCCAUGUUCUUUCCACGGCCAGCAGUUCAAAGCACAGUUAUUUUUAUAUAGUGAGAAUGUGACCAGACUGAGAUGGUGCUGUCUCUCUCCUACAGGUAUGCCUGCAGCAUCUUUAGUGACCCCUGCUGAUGUUAUCAAGACUAGAUUACAGGUGGCUGCUCGGGCUGGCCAAACCACUUACAGCGGAGUGAUAGACUGCUUCAGAAAGAUACUACGGGAAGAGGGUCAAAAAGCUUUGUGGAAAGGAGCUGGUGCUCGUGUAUUCCGAUCUUCACCGCAGUUUGGUGUCACUUUGCUGACUUAUGAACUGCUACAGCAAUGGUUCUACAUUGAUUUUGGAGGAGUAAAACCCAUGGGAUCUGAGCCCGUUCCCAAAUCCAGGAUCACACUACCUGCCCCAAGUCCUGAUCACGUUGGGGGUUACAGACUGGCAGUUGCAACAUUCGCUGGGAUUGAAAGCAAGUUUGGACUCUACCUACCUCUCUUCAAGCCAUCCACGUCUACCUCAGAAGUGACCAGUGGAGACCCCUAGGCAGACUGCUGUAGGAUGCAGUCUCCAGUAGUGUUGGUACUGCAGGAAGAAGUACCCAACCUGUGCUGAAGCAAAGCUUCACACUUUUCCUUUCUAUUUCCUGCUAAAAUUCAGGUCAAAGCUUUUUAUAAAGUGAAAUCAUUUAUUCCCUAUGUGUUUUCUUAACUAGAUCAUUAUGGAAUUAUUCUUAAUUAUUCUUUGGACCUCUUCCCAUGGGUCUAUGUUUAUAUCUUUCAUGUGCUGGGAGAUUUGGUCAAUACUAAUAUAAUUUCAGGGAAGGGACAAGGCUCAUUAGAAAUUAGGGCUCCCCUUCUUGGACUAGAAUUACAAUCCCAAAGAGACUACCAAAGGGUAGUCGAGAGGGUAGAAUGUUCUGUAUGUGUUAAAACUGCUAGGAAACUGGGUCCAUAUUUAUAAAAAUGAAAAGCAUUGAAAGGAACACACACACAUACACACACACACACUCAGAGAUAUCAGGAAUAGCCAGCCUGGAUUCACAUUUUAAACAUACAGAAAUUUUUGUCUCUGGAUUAUAUUAUGAGGCUUUUAUGUGAAACAUGUUUCUUUGUAAUGCAAACCACAUUGGAGAUGUUUAGUAAUCGUAUUCCGUUACUGGUAUCAAGACUACGAGGGAAAAGUUCUUGCAGUGUGAGGAAGUGCUUUUGGCAUUUUUAUUAUGUAGACAGAGAAGCUGAGACACAGUCUCUCUCUUAGAUGUUCUAAUUUUUGAUAACUACUGUUAUGUUGCACAUGUACCGAUUACUGCCAAUCUCAAUAAACACUGUAAAAAAAAAUACAGGAACCCUAUUGCCCCUACUGGCCCUACUCCUCUCCUGACACCACCUCCGUAAUUGGCACCCAUUUGCUUUUAAGAUCCACUUUGUCUUGAAUCAUGUAAGACAAAUAAACUCUAAGGUUUUAUUUAAUCUGUGGUGCCUUGCAUAAUAGUCAGAGGCUCAUGUAUUUUGAAAGUGGAAAUAAACUAUUUUUCAAGCUAUUGAA